Messenger RNA from Dioszegia hungarica, 834 nucleotides. RefSeq names its product HPP family-domain-containing protein. The transcript has 2 exons. Lineage: Eukaryota; Fungi; Basidiomycota; Tremellomycetes; Tremellales; Bulleribasidiaceae. Bases 1 to 834 code for a protein of 277 amino acids. The record is from RefSeq and is a predicted model, not a curated record.
AUGUCCCUCCGGACUGCCGUCUCGAACUCUACCGCUUCCCAUUCCCCUGCUCCACCCGUCGACCCCCGCUCGCGCCUACCCGCCUUCAUCUCCCGCUUCCUAGGCUAUCGCUCUGGACCCGCUCCAUACGCACCCCUCCCCUUCUUCCCUUUCAACCAGCUCCAUCACAUCCCCCUGCAAGUCGAAACAUGGUUCUUCGGAUUCAUUGGCGCCUUCGUCUCCAUCCUCUUGAUUGAGGCGGUGAUGCAAUUCGCGACCCCCUUCCGGGGAACAGACGCGCCCCUCAUCGUCGUCUCGUUCGGUGCGUCCGCAGUGCUCGUUUUUGGCGUGGUCGAGUCGCCGCUCGCGCAGCCGCAGAAUCUGGUGAUGGGCCAGGUCGUGUCGGCGUUCGUCGGGGUUGCUUUGACAAAGCUGUUCUGUACCGGAGACGCGGCGUAUACGCCUGACCUGGACGCGAGGCGGUUUGAGGGUGGGUAUUUUACGAAUGGGGCGUUGAGUAUGGCGACUGCUAUGCUAGCUCAACAGCUCUUUGGGAUCACACAUCCACCAGCCGGCGCUACCUCCCUCUCAGCAGCGACAACCCCGCAGAUCCUUCAUCUUGGCUGGAUGUAUCUCCUCCUUGUCCUCGUCUCGUCUCUCAUCAUGCUCGGCUGGGCACUCAUCAUCAACAAUCUCGGAAGACGACGAUAUCCCGCCUACUGGAUCAAGUCGGACGGGAUCUUUGCUAUCAUCGGCAAGCAGGUCCAGGCGAGGCGGCAGAGGAGAAUAGAGGCAAGGAGGCAGACGAGGGAAGGGAAGGGGGCGGAGGAGGGCCGGGCAGAAGGUCAGCCAUGA